Molecule: messenger RNA, 864 nt
Organism: Pieris macdunnoughi
Lineage: Eukaryota; Metazoa; Arthropoda; Insecta; Lepidoptera; Pieridae
Source: the annotation of a GenBank genome assembly
AUGGCGCUUGAUUUUGUUGCUGGUUGUAUUGGAGGUUGUGCGGGAAUCAUAAUUGGGCAUCCUUUGGACACUUUAAAAGUACACAUACAGUCAGGUAGAGGCAGUGUUUCAAUAUGUACGAAGGAAUUGUUAAAAGGUGGAACUUUAGCAAAUGCUUACCGAGGUGUUGGAGCACCUUUAGGAGGAAUAGCGGCAAUCAAUGCCAUCGUCUUCGGCUCCUAUGGUAACACGAUAAGAGCAAUGCCUAAUCCAGAGUCUCUUGUAGCCCAUGGAUUUGCUGGAGGAGUAGCUGGAAUCCUUCAAAGUAUUGUUUGCACACCUGUUGAGUUAAUUAAAACAAGACAGCAGCUCGCAAAGCCCGGUGAAAUGAUGCCAACUGGUGCUUGGUCUGGAGCCCGUUAUGUAAUACGAACUAGCGGAUACAGGGGCUUAUUCCGAGGAUUUGGCAUAACAGUGCUUCGAGACAGUCCGGGAUUCACCAUGUAUUUUAUAUCUUAUGAAGCAAUGACUCGCGGAAAUCAAGAUGCUAUGAGAGUGUUUAUGGGUGGGGGACUUGCUGGGGCUCUUUCGUGGAUAGUUUCGUACCCUGUUGACGUAAUUAAGUCCAGAUUGCAAGGCGACGUAGUACAAAAGUAUGCUGGUGCAUUCGACUGCUUUACACAAUCAUUACGAACGGAUGGUUGGCGUUGUUUGACCCGUGGUCUUGGACCUGUGCUUUUACGAGCGUUUCUUAGUAAUGGAGCCUGUUUUACUGCUGUAGCAUGGACAGAACGCAUCUGGCAGCAAAUAAUUAAUCCUCCAGUUACCUCUUUUCAUAAAUCUAAAAGCGUCAAAGAUAGCCCGGACUAUGUUUACGAUACGUGA